Molecule: messenger RNA, 1389 nt
Organism: Diaporthe citri
Lineage: Eukaryota; Fungi; Ascomycota; Sordariomycetes; Diaporthales; Diaporthaceae
Exons: 2
Coding region: 1-1389 (462 amino acids)
Source: RefSeq, a predicted model, not a curated record
AUGAGCAAUUCCAGCUUUUUGCCUCAAAAACACAUGGAUCCCCUUGACGAGGACCCGGACAAGGACGGUGAAGACUCCGUUGCUGCAAAGAAAUCAAGCUCAGCCGCUACGCACAUCGACUCCACGUUGAGAACCUUCCCUCGAUUCAGCGAUCUGCCUGCACAUCUUCGGGCAAAAGUCUGGAGAAUGGCCUGGCUCCCGCGCCGAGUCAUACCGUUUGGUAGCAAGCCUGCACCCAAAUUCAACAUCUGCAACAAACCUCAACGCUGCGAGUGUUGCGCAUCCGUGAACUUCAGGCCGCAGACCAGCGCUCCAGCGAUAAUGUACGCUUGCCGUGAGGCCCGAAGCGAAACACAAAAGAUCUCGAGGCCUUUGUCGACGUGGUUCUGGGAGCUGUGGCUGCCUAGGAAUCUCUCCCGUGCCUGGAGCAAGGCCCAGUAUCAGGAAUUUUGGGAAGAGGUGUGCUACAGGGACGAGAUGCUCCGUAUGAUAACAUGGUUCAACCCGACUACCGAUCAAGUCUUCAUAGGGCCAGAAUCCGUUUUGCGUAUGUCGGAACAAGUCGGCCCACCAAACCAUGAUGAUGUCUUGCAGGCAGCCCUCGAUCCCGCGUUAGUUUUGAUGCUCUCUGCAGGCCUUUUCGAAGAACACGAGAAACUGGAGGCUGAGUUUGAGGUACUGAGGUCUGGGCUGCGGGCUCUCUACGAUCGAUAUCUCAAGCCAAGGGAUCAUAUCUACAUCUGCGAAGCUGGCUUAAACUUCCUCUUGACUGACGAAGGUCUGCAAAAGGCCAUUCAAGAAGGCCUUUUUUCAGGUGAAGACGAAGAGCAGCGGCUAGUUUCUGCCAGCGAUGAGGUUCUCAUCAAGAAAUACGAAGCCUUAAAACUUUUCAACCACAAACACACAAACAUCAAUGCCUCCCAGACCCUGAGGACAUGGAGAGAUACUCUGAAUACAUGGCACACCAGGAGAUCUCAAGCUCGACAUGUUCGGCUUAGGGCUGAAGGCCGGGCGGGGUCCACAUCAUCUCGAAAAUCUGCAUCCAUUCGAGUCCCCAUAUCGGAUUCACAGAUGUUGAUGAUAAAGAUAGCCGACUUCUUGAUGUGGGAUCAAGGCCUGGGCUUCUUUAGGGGGUUGGAGAUCAUGGAUCUGACUGGCCACCUCAAGAAAGAUCACCCACUGGUACGGGAACAUGGAUUCAAAUUGCCAGACUUUGCCCAGGGAAAAUUUGCCAAACAUGAUGCUAUUCAUGCUUCGAAGGAAAUAUUGUUUGAUGAGUCUCUUGUGAAGAUCUCGCUAAAACUUCGCGUCAACAGAGAAGACAUUUUAGGGGAUCUAGGGGUGGUACCUCAGACAUGUUCUGAGAAAAGCACACAGGCGAGGGACUAG